AUGACAAAUUCAGUCUUGCGAGCAGAUGAUGCUCAUUCAUGUUCGUCGGCUAGUUCGGAGAAUUCCGACAUCCUCAACAUGGAAGAUGAGGAGGGUUGGGAGGAUGCUGUAAAUGACGAAGAAAAAAUUUCCUUUAAAUCUCUAGUGGAUGACCAAGUUUUUUCUGACAUCUACUCAAUGUUUGAUCAUUGCAAAAAUCAAUCUGGACUCGAUUUCUUGGAUAUUCGUCGAAGGUUGGCUCUGGAAUUUUACGAUUGUAUCAAGCUAGUGAAUUAUAUUCGUGCUGUGACUGACGAUGGAAAGAAGAUCCCGUCAGAGCUAUUUAAAUCGCACUUUGAAGAUGAGAAAUACCUUCGGCCAUUUCUGCAAGAUGAUGCUGUCUUAUUCAGUUUAGACGAGCUUCCAGAUAUUUCAAUCGAUCCUAAUACAUCCACUCUUUUGUCCGGGUCCAGUAAUUCUGAUUUAGUGGCUCGAAUUAAUGAACUAGAAAAUGAAUUACGAAUGACCCAGGCCCAAUUUAGUAAUUACCGAGAAACAGUAUCAAAGACUCUAGACGAUCGGUGGCACGAUAACUCUCUGGCUGUUGAUUCUCACAAAGAUCCCGGGGCAAAAGAAGCCACUGAAGUCCCUGGAAGUAAUUACUACGGUCUCUACGACGAUAAUGGGAUACAUGAAACUAUGUUGAAAGAUACUGUUCGGACAGAUGCAUACCGAGACUUUAUUUACAAUAAUAAGAACUGCUUUGCUAACAAAACAGUUCUUGACAUUGGAUGUGGCACUGGAAUACUGAGUAUGUUUUGCGUCAAAGCUGGCGCUGCUCGCGUUAUUGCUGUGGACAACUCGGAUAUCAUUGACAAAGCUCGUGAAAAUAUUUUCCUUAACGGAAUGGACGACAAGAUCACUUUGCUCAGGGGAGAGAUUGAAGAGGUCAAAUUACCAGUAGAGAGUGUGGAUAUUAUCGUUAGUGAAUGGAUGGGAUAUUGCUUGUUGUACGAAGCAAUGCUUUUGAGUGUAAUCCGUGCGAGGGAUCUAUAUCUGAAGCCAGACGGGUUGAUGGUUCCCAGCCAUAUGAAGCUGUGGACAGCACCUGUCUCAUCCCCUGAGUAUUUCGACAACCACUACCACUUUUGGAAAGAUGUUUACGGAUUUGAUAUGAAAGCCAUGCAAGCUAAGUUUUUUGAUAACGUUGUGCUUGAGGACUUUGGGCCGGAAAAACUUUGUGGCGAGCCAUCUCCGUUCAAACAAAUGGACUUGCACACUAUAACUGCCCAAGACUUGACAUUCAAGAGUCCGUGGAGCUCAAAACUUACGACAGAUGUUGAUUCACUUGAUGGGUUUAUUAUAUGGUUUGAUUCUUUUUUUAUGCCAAGCAGAAAUGAUGUCCUCCCUGACGACGCCAAAGCGCAGGAUUGGGUUAAGGCUGGUAAUAAGGGAACCUCUUUUACUACUGGACCUUUUGGGAAGGUAACGCAUUGGAGUAAGGGAUUCAUGAUGAUUGAUCAAGUAAAGGAGAAGCCUAUUCCCCGAAAGUCGGGUGACGAAAUCACGGGCUGGAUACAGUAUUCAUUUUCUGAGACGUGUUGGCGAUGGCUGACAAUUAAAAUUGAAUGGAAGAUCAAUGAAGAGCGGAGUAGGACCCAAAGCUGGAAGCUCGAGUAA
Blumeria graminis f. sp. triticale is the source of this 1659-nucleotide messenger RNA. Lineage: Eukaryota; Fungi; Ascomycota; Leotiomycetes; Helotiales; Erysiphaceae. The record is from the annotation of a GenBank genome assembly.